Messenger RNA from Epinephelus moara (kelp grouper), 1881 nucleotides. It is a transcript of the gene ssuh2.1, whose product is annotated as ssu-2 homolog, tandem duplicate 1. Lineage: Eukaryota; Metazoa; Chordata; Actinopteri; Perciformes; Serranidae. Gene Ontology annotation, molecular function: heat shock protein binding. Bases 92 to 1228 code for a protein of 378 amino acids. The record is from RefSeq and is a predicted model, not a curated record. The transcript has 12 exons.
GGCGCCUGUCUCGCGCUGUCACGGUCCGGGUUGUUGUCACAUUUAGGUUUCUGAGCUUCAUUCACAUCAAUCGAUAAAAAGCGGCGGAGAGAUGAGCGACCAAGACGAAGACCUCGGUGCAUUUGAUCCAAACAUACCAGAGGAGGGACCUUCAGCUCCCCCUCCUGGUUGGCUGGAUGACAUACAUGGAUACCAGGGCCACAAAGGAGGAGUAGAUGACAACCCAUUGUAUCCACCUCCCCCUGCCUACACCCCCCAGCCUGAACUCGACAAGAACACUUUAGUUCCCGAUGUCAGGGUUCCAACGGUAUCGGAGGAUGUGGCCAGAGACGCGCUGCUCAAAUUUGUGGAAUCAAAAUGGAGGUACAGCUCCAAACCUGCCAGGAACCUCACCUUCAAAGAGCUCAAACCCAUCACUGUGUACAGGUAUCGACUGGAGACCUACACUGAGACCAGAACCAGCGCCUGGCAGUUUGAAUCCUACAAUGGACAGGUGGUUGAUGGUCCUCAGUACGGUAUGAGCCCUCCACCCUGGGACAUUCCUGUUACGAUGCCUCAGAGAUACACAGACAGGGUGGAGAAGGUCCGCGUGCCACACUCGUCCUUUGUGAAGCCGUGUCACAAAUGCAACGGCUGUGGAAGAACUCGCUGUGGUAACUGCCAUGGAAGAGGCCAGAAGCGUUGCUUUAGCUGCCAUGGCUCAGGGUACAGGAGGCACCCCGGGAAUCACAAGCGCUCCUCCGGGAAGACACGUUGUACAUCUUGUAGCGGGAGAGGCCGUAAGAGGUGUUUGUCCUGUCACGGCCACGGCUACAAGACCUGCUCUGUUUGUCACGGCAGCCAAAACCUGCUGCAUUUCAUCCAGCUCACUGUGACAUGGAAGAACGACGUAACUGAUUUCAUUCCAGACCGCCAGCCUGACUUCCCUGACAAGAAGUUUGAGAAGGUGACAGGAGAUCCUUUCUUCGUCGAUGAGAGUCUUUUGGUGUACCCCAUCCAGGGGUUCCCCGAUCAGGAGAUCUGUGAUAUUUCUAAGAAAACCAUUAACGAACACCUCAAUCGCUUCAGUUCCACCAGCCGCAUCCUGCAACAGCGUCAGACCAUCGAGCUGGUGCCUCUGACUCACGCUUAUUAUACCUACAGUGGGAAAGACUACAGCUUCUUCGUCUAUGGAGUGGAGAACAAAGUCUUUGCUUCCAAAUAUCCCACUGCGUGUACUAUUUUAUAAGGAACAUGCAGACACACUUAUAUUUAGCUUGGGUUGUAUACUGAAGGUGGGAGAGGGCAGCAGGUGGGAAAAGCUGAAUAAUCAAUUCAAUGUACCAACAUGUAUUCACCAGAAAUCUAUUGUAGUGAUAUUAACUGUUAGUGUUACCACAUUAAUCGUCCGUACUAAUUGUUCAACUUGCCUUCAGUGUGUGAUCGUAUGGUGCUUUAAUGACCAAGCUAAGCCUCACGGUUGUGCUUAAACCUUUACAUAUAAGAUACAGUACUCCUCAGGACAGGAAACAAACUCUUAAAGCUACAAACCAAACUCCAGACUGUCACGGGUCACUGCCAGUAUGUUUCCUGAGAUAAGAUAAAGACUUGGUGUCACAGUAAUAAAUCACACAACUGCAGCUUCUGAUACGGGGCGUCAUUUUUACAGCCUGUUGUGAUACAUAAGUGGAUAUUUAGAUUAUAUAUAUUUCUAUUUUAGUGAAGAUAUUUUUCUUGGUAUGUGUGAGGCAGAUGUUUUAUUGCUUUCAGUUCAUGUGUUUAUGCAUUAAAAUGUCUGUAUAAAAAUCCAUCCAGAUGCUGGUGUCUCAGCAAAUAUUCACUCAUCUUUUCUAAAAAUAAUAAAUAAUAAUAAAGUUUUAUCAUGUUAUCAUCCUGCAGUGU